GGCCCCGUCCAGAGUCGCAACAGCGCAACGCUGCGCCAGCGGUGCACGGCGGCCGUCCUCGCCCCCGCCAGACUCCCCGUUGCCUUGCGUUGCAGAUGACGGGUCUGGACAUCGAGAAGGACCGCAUCAUCGAGAUGGCGUGUCUCAUCACCGACUCCGACCUGAACGUCUUGGCCGAGGGUCCCAAUCUAAUUAUAAAUCAGCCAGACGAGCUGUUGGAUGGCAUGUCCGAGUGGUGUAAAGAGCAUCACGGGAAGUCGGGCCUUACUAAGGCUGUGAAGGAAAGUACAAUUUCACUGCAGCAGGCAGAGUAUGAAUUUCUGUCCUUUGUACGACAGCAAACACCCCCUGGCCUCUGUCCUCUUGCAGGAAACUCUGUUCAUGCAGAUAAGAAAUUCCUUGACAAAUACAUGCCUCAAUUCAUGAGGCAUCUUCAUUAUAGGAUUAUUGAUGUGAGCACCGUCAAGGAACUUUGCAGACGCUGGUACCCAGAGGACUAUGAAUUUGCACCAAAGAAGGCAGCUUCUCACAGAGCCCUUGAUGACAUCAGGGAAAGCAUCAAAGAACUUCAGUUCUACAGAGAUAGCAUUUUCAAGAGGAAAACUGAUGAAAAGAAAAGAAAACUAAUAGAAAAUGGAGAAAGCGAUAAAGCUGCAAGCUGAUUUCUCAUCUUGCAAUGCCAUCCCAUAGAUGCAUCUCCUAGUGCUUUUCUGUUCGCCAUUCUUCUGGGAAACAGCCUCUUUCAGUUACCUUGUUUCUUAACAGUUGUCAAAACGGACAGAAGUCUGAACUGCUGCUGCUUUUCUGUUUGAGCUGUGAAUCUGUACAUUUAAGUCUCAGCAGCUCCUUUGUUUGUAUGUACCAGGUAAAUUCUGCUGUUUGAUACUUCUCUUUAUCUGGUUUUAGAUGCACUCUUUUGUUACCAAAUAAAACCAGUUCUGUUGAAAG
Molecule: messenger RNA, 948 nt
Organism: Alligator sinensis (Chinese alligator)
Lineage: Eukaryota; Metazoa; Chordata; Crocodylia; Alligatoridae
Gene: REXO2
Product: RNA exonuclease 2
Exons: 6
Coding region: 96-662 (188 amino acids)
Cellular component (GO): mitochondrion
Molecular function (GO): 3'-5'-RNA exonuclease activity; nucleic acid binding
Source: RefSeq, a predicted model, not a curated record